Molecule: messenger RNA, 242 nt
Organism: Eutrema salsugineum
Lineage: Eukaryota; Viridiplantae; Streptophyta; Magnoliopsida; Brassicales; Brassicaceae
Exons: 2
Coding region: 48-242 (64 amino acids)
Source: RefSeq, a predicted model, not a curated record
UGCAAAUUCAGACAAGGCCUGUCCUAGUGGUGGUGGUUGUGGUAAUAAUGGUGGUUAUGAACUCUUUCACCGUGAACGGAGGAGGAAGAGGGAUAUACAGCAAAGACCAGAGGCUUCACCAUGUUCAAAAGGACAAAUCCGUCAUUUCAUCAGCAAGAGGAGUAGACAAUCACCAUAACAUUCCGAGGCAAAACUAUGGCAAUUGGGGUGAAAACGGUGGUGGUGAAGACGGGACCGAUUAA